Messenger RNA from Melitaea cinxia (Glanville fritillary), 698 nucleotides. RefSeq lists its product as uncharacterized. The record is from RefSeq and is a predicted model, not a curated record. The transcript is spliced from 4 exons. The coding region runs from base 121 to 615 and encodes 164 amino acids. NCBI's taxonomy places the organism in Eukaryota, Metazoa, Arthropoda, Insecta, Lepidoptera, Nymphalidae.
UCGCAGCCAUUUUGAGCAGUGGUAUCUCGAACUUGUAUCGCUCCACUUGUCUCUGUGAUCUUUGUUCUGCGGCGACUGCCUUUUGUUUUCAUUCUUCUAAUUUUUAGAUUAAAAGUUUUCAUGGUGUUAUCUGACAUUAAUUAUUUGCUCUCUUCCACCUAUUACUUCAAGGGCCAUAUCUUACGCCUUGUGAAGAUUGAAAUCUUUAAAACUGAUAUACUAAAGUCCAUUUUCUUUAAAGUGUGCAAGACGUGUCAAGGGAAUAUGGCUUCAAUACCACCAUCAGCAUUUUCUGCGGGUCGGAUUCGCGAAACGCAGCACAAUAUGAAAGUUUCAAACUUAAAGACAGGAGCGGAUCCACCUAAAUACUUUAAUACUAAACUUAUGGAACUUUCUCCAUUAAAAUACAACAGCAAGCUGAUGAACAGCAUCUGGGGUUUCUACAAUCGCUAUUCCCCACAUAAUGUCAAGAAAAUCAAUGACGCUAUUCCCUUCAAUGCGGAAUUGCAGCAGUCUGCUGUCAAUUCCCCGAUCAAAAAUGAAACUACCAUUACCUUACCGACCGCUAAUCUUGAUAACGUCUGGGCAUCCUUUAAUGCUUCACAAUCUCAAUGAUAUUGUAUUCAAUACUAACACAUUCAUAUAAAUCACUAACUUUUCAAAUUUCAUGUUAAGGAAAAUAUAUGUUAUAAGGGUGA